Molecule: messenger RNA, 1287 nt
Organism: Pieris macdunnoughi
Lineage: Eukaryota; Metazoa; Arthropoda; Insecta; Lepidoptera; Pieridae
Source: the annotation of a GenBank genome assembly
AUGAGUGACUCAUGGGUAACCUCUUCCCCAGUUGACACCCCAUGUUCAGCCUACAGUGAAACAGAUAACACGACUAUGGUCGGAACAUGCAAAGAGCUACAUCACUGCCCCAUGGCUGUGAGGCUCAUCACAGUCAAUAGGAUACAUCCUUAUCUUUGCUACCGAGAUAAUGAGUUUCAGGUAGCGUGCUGUCCAACCAAGCAUAGUUUGUUCAAAACUGGAGCUUUCCGACAAAUCUUCAAAUCGACCACAGACAACUUCAUUCGUAAUAAGGACAUUACAUGUUACUAUGAUGGAAAUCAGCCAAUGGUGUGUUGUGGUAAUCCGAAGCCAAUCGAAUACAGAGAACCCAAACGAUGCCCUCGAUUGCCGAGGCGGCACAUUAGCUCAGAAAUCACGAAAUACGACCAAGUUAUAUCAAAGUGCUGGCAAUACCAAAAACAUUUCAAUAAAUGUGUGACCAAGGCAGAUGGCAGUGGGUUCAUCAGGGAGAACACCUGUGGCAGGCCGAAUACAGAUGUAAGGACAAUCGGUGGUGCGCCGGUGGAACCAAGGGAAUUUCCACAUAUGGCUGUUCUCGGCACUGACAAUUCAGAUGAAACAAUUGAAAGAGAUAUUGAUUGGAUUGCUGGCGGUGCACUCCUGAGCGACAAGUUUAUUUUAACUGCGGGACACGCCCUUAAAAGCAACGACAACUUGAUCCGUUACGCACUAAUGGGCACUCUGAACAAGACGGACAUCCGCAGUGGAAUGCUGUAUACAAUUGUAAGACUUAUUCCACACAACGAUUACGAUCCACGGAAGCAGAUCAACGAUAUCGCCUUAGUAGAACUGGACAGGAGAGUCCAAUUCUCCGAGUUCAUUCGGCCAUUAUGUCUGCCCCUUCCUGGUAUGGCUUUGUCCCUAUUACACCUCACAGUCGCCGGCUGGGGCAUCACCGAAGAGGGAGUCAGGGCAGAGACGCUGUUAAAGGUAGCAGUGUCGGAAAGGAAAGCGUCUGAUUGUCGCAAAUACGACUCACGCGACAGGACAUUCAAUAGCACAACGAUGAUUUGUGCGAAGGGAUCGAUACUUAAAAAUCGCAAUGACACAUUCCAAGACACAUGUCAGGGAGACAGCGGAAGCCCAGUGACGGUGAGGUCCCGUGAGAUAAAUUGCACCUACAUCGCGAUGGCCGUUGUGUCCCAUGGCCCACAGUGCGGCUCGGGUGCACCCGCAGUGUAUACAAGAGUGGAACCAUUCCUCGAUUGGAUCAUUGAUACUGUGUGGCCGGAGCUUGCAAGUUAG